This is a messenger RNA of Galeopterus variegatus (Sunda flying lemur), 931 nucleotides long. RefSeq names its product zinc finger protein 428 (gene ZNF428). The transcript is spliced from 3 exons. NCBI's taxonomy places the organism in Eukaryota, Metazoa, Chordata, Mammalia, Dermoptera, Cynocephalidae. The coding region runs from base 185 to 760 and encodes 191 amino acids. The record is from RefSeq and is a predicted model, not a curated record.
CAGCGCAGGCGCAGGGCCCAGGAGUGCAGCCGCCAGCGCCGAGCCGGAACGCGCUCCGCCAGCGCCGCAUCCCUCUGUACCUGCCAACAUCCUGUGUUAGAGAAGAACUUGUGGCUGGAGGUGUGGCUGGGGAGGGACACUGCUCAGCUGCUGCUCUGCUCGUCUCCUGUCCCCUCCCCCAGCCAUGACAGAGACCCGUGAGCCAGCUGAGACUGGGGGCUACGCCAGUUUGGAAGAAGACGAUGAAGACCUUUCCCCAGGCCCUGAGCAUUCAUCUGACUCUGAAUACACUCUCUCAGAGCCAGACUCUGAAGAGGAAGAAGACGAGGAGGAGGAGGAAGAAGAGACCACCGAUGAUCCUGAAUAUGACCCUGGCUACAAGGUGAAGCAGCGCCUGGGGGGCGGCCGGGGUGGCCCAUCCCGCCGGGCCCCCCGUGCAGCCCAGCCCCCAGGCCCCCCAGCCCAGCCCUGCCAGCUUUGUGGCCGCUCACCCCUUGGGGAGGCCCCGCCGGGCACCCCACCUUGCCGGCUCUGCUGCCCUGCUACAGCCCCCCAGGAAGCACCAGCCCCUGAAGGCAGGGCCCUCAGGGAGGAAGAGGAGGAGCCACCUCGGGCUGGGGAGGGCCCACCAGCUGGGCGGGAGGAGGAGGAGGAAGAUGAGGAGGAGGGCACGUACCACUGCACAGAGUGUGAAGAUUCCUUUGACAACCUCGGGGAGCUGCAUGGGCACUUCAUGCUGCAUGCUCGGGGUGAGGUUUAGGCAGAGCCCCCCCCACCCAGGGAGCUUGGCAGAAGGGGGGUGGGGUGGGAGGAAGGGGCUGAGGAAAUUGGGUUGGUCACAGUGGUCAUGGGAGAUGGGGUUCUGCCAAUUUGUGUUGUCUUAGCAGUAGAUGUGUGAAGGUCAGAAUAAAAGCCAAAUUCUGUGUGUGUC